AUGACUUCUUUACAUACGAAGUUUUUAAAAUUCACUUUCAUUUUUUCGCUAUGGAUUUGCGCGUUUUUUGUUUAUGGAAAAGAAGUUUAUGGUCCGAAUUGUCCGAUUGGUUUUACACUGCUGUUCAGGAAGGAAGGACCUCUGUGCUACAGACGGAAAGGUCCUGAGUUAUUUAGCGAAAAAUACAGAGACUGUGCUGGAAACUUGUACUCAUCAGAAUUAAUACAUGAGACGAAUUUUACGAAACCAGACCAUGCAGUCUGGACGCAAUACAAGUCUAUGUACCCAGGUGGUUUUUUAUACGACACAAGCUUCUCCAAAAACUAUGGAAAAGCUAUUAGCUUUGAUUUACACGGUGUAUCCACAAGCAUAGAACUGUUAGAUAAAGAUGAAGAACUGUGUCUUAUACUAGACCCUGUAAGUAACUACACGUUGGUGAAUUGUAAUAAAAGAUAUUAUAGCUACUGUGUCAUAAGACCGUACAAAUCUGAAGAGUCGCUUGUAGGCUGUCAGGAGUUGAAAGAUUCAGUGCGUUUUUGGAGUCCCGAUUCAACUUGUUUGACCUCUUUGAUCGGAGUAGGUGGUGGUGCUAUACGGGCUACUUGGAACCAAGCUAAAGAACUUUGUUGGAAGAAUGGUGCUUCGCUUUUACAUCGGGGCUGGAGGUAUUCCAACCACCCGGUAUUUCGCGGAUCUUUUAUGAAUCAUACAUAUCCGUUAGGAAUAAUCAUGAGCAAUGACCUAUCGUUGUUGAGAUAUGACGCUAUACAGGACCAUUCAGAGAUACCUCAAAGUGAAUGGAAUUUUGACGAUACUAUUGAAAACUCUGAUACCUUACUCGGUGGACUGCAAAAUGACUUCUGGUCACUUGUCAACGGAUCGUAUAUCUUCUAUGAAGUUAUCUGUGAGCUGCAUUUAGGAGUUAAGAAUGUCAGUCUACACCUGGCUAUAGAUGAGGAUAAUAGAAUGACUCUCACUAUAAAUGCUUCAUUGCAUGAUGACGAUAUUUCGUGCUACACGGAUUCAGUUAAACCAAUUAUAACGAAAGUUAGCAAACGGAGGAUUGAUAGCAAAAAUAUUUUUAUAAUAUCACCCAAACAAGACGGCUACUACUGGUGUAUCCACACCAACACAAGAAAUUUCAAGCCAGCAGUGUCCAAUAAAGUGCUAUUUCUACGUGCAAAAGAGUCACUCAUUAACACAUAUUCUAUUAAAUUUCAAUUAGAUCAUUACGUACGAUUAAGUGGAAAGGAUUGGGAGGUUUAUUUGCACGAAGUCUGCGAGAACAAAAUUAAAGAAUACAUUUUCUAUCGAACAAAGUACGAACAGAUAUUUGGGGAGAUGAACACAAAUGUGACGGAGGACACUUUGAAAGUUUUUAAACAUUCAAAUCCCAGUUUGAAAGGGAAAGAUAAAGCUAUUCUGAACAUAAAGUUGAAAAGGUUGUAUCCGGAUGUACGAAAAGUUCUGGUGCACGUAGAAUUGAAUCCAGAUAUGAAACCUGUACCUCCUGGGUAUUGGGAAGGCUUGAAGAUCUUCUAUAUGAAGUCUGUGUAUUAUUGCAGGGGUUUUGAUACUCUUCCUGAUGGGGUAUUAGGAGAAACAAAACUGUCCGGAUGCCAUAAUCAUACAUGUAUAGGCAAUUUCAACGAAGGUGUUCAAUGGGUGACUACGGCGAGGACUGACUGUAGGAACUCUGGCCACAGGGCCUUGAGCAUUGAUGACGUCACUAUGGUUAUGCCAACAGUAGUUAUAACUUCAACCCAGUCAUCAAACGUCGCCAAGGAAGAAACUAGCGAUAGUUCAGAGGAGAGCGAUAAUUACACUGGGAAGCUAACAACUCGGUUUAUACCAGACAAAAGUACUCCUGAAGUUACCACAGAAUACACGACCAUAGCGGAAAAUAUUAAUAAUUUCACCACUGAAAGUGUUUUCACGACAGAUCUUACUUUCCCUGAUACUACAGUAACUACCACAACUUACUCUCCUACCACCAGCUUUACUACAACCGAGGAAGCUUCGACUAUACCGCCGGAGAUACUUCUGGAUCGAGUGCUAGAAGAUUUGGAUAACCUCGUCAACAACACAGAACCUGUCAUGGUGAAAGAUAUUGACAACGUAUUUAAUAAGAUAGACAAUAUUCUCGAAUCACGCGGAAGUCUCGAAAUACCAAGUCAAUUCCUACAUUUACUAGAUACUUUAGGUACGACUGUGAAUUUAAAUGGAUCUCAAACAGCUACUGCGGUCAGAAACAACAUAGCGUUGGUGCUAGCGGACGCUGAACCCAGUCAUCCCGUUAGAGGAAUGAAGAUAGCUGCCAGAGACAGUGAUAUCUUUACUGACGACGCUUUCCAAAUAUUUAAUGGUGAUCUUAAUUCAUCAGAUCUUGAGACUGGUCGCAACGAAGUAGUUGUUCAUCUCCCUUCAUCUUUAUCGGAGACGUCACGUCGAGUAUCUUUCGUAGUAUUUCGCAACGACCGUGCUUUUACAUCGAACUCAAAUAUAUAUUCUGUUAACAGUAGAGUAUUAAGCGUGAAAAUAGAAAAUGUAACGACCUUCGAAAAUAACGAGGUUAUAGACAUACACGUUAGUCCCAUCACGAUUGACCUAAACAGGAAUGAGACUCGCGCGUGUGCGUAUUGGCAGUUCACGGGAAAUGGGACGGGAUAUUGGUCGCAGGAUGGCUGUAAAUUAAUUCCUGCCACACAACCGGGUAUGUUAAGUACAUGUAGAUGUACACAUCUGACACAUUUCGCUGAAGUUGUGUUCCCUCGAACGGUUUUUUCUCUAAGAGAUGAGGAUAUGUUGGAGCUUUUAACAAUCAUAGGAUGUUGCUUGUCCAUUUUCGGUUUAGCUUUUGUAGGCGUAACGGCAGCUAUGUUCAGAUCAUGGCGUCGAGAUUUCAGCAACAAAAUAUGGUUACAGUUAUGCAUUGCUAUAUUUUUAUCAGUUCUUAGUUUUUUGGUAGUGAUAUUUGCAAAAUUCCAACAAUACAACGUACCGUGUAUGUUAAUGGGGGUUGUUCUUCAUUAUUCUGUUUUAUCUUCAUUUUGCUGGAUGUUAGUGGCAGCUAUACUCUCGUAUCGUCGUUUAGUCCUUGUGUUUACAAGAGACGCUUCUCACAAAUUACUUAGAGCGUCUGCUUUUGCUUGGGGUACACCGUGUGCGAUCAUUGGUAUACUUCUAUCAGUAUCCCCUCAAUCAUAUUCCAAUCGUUUCGAAGAAAUAUCACCAAGUGGUUCAUUCUGCUAUCCUUCAGGUCUAGCUCUAUGGAUCUCGGUCUACGCUCCUAUAGCUCUCAUACUUGUGAUCAACUGGAUACUAUUCGCUUUAAUAGUAAGAUCCGUGUUUGCAUCACGAGGUAUCCAACGACACGGAGAUUCAAACGAAGCGUUGCGUUGCGCAUCAGUGAGUUGUCUCUUGGUAUUUUUGUUUGGUUUGCCUUGGAUUUUUGGUCUCUUUGCAUUUAACGUCGUAUUCGCCUAUCUGUUUACGCUCACAGCAACUUAUCAAGGUUUGAUAUUGUUUCUAUUUUUCGUUGUUGGUAACAAAAAGACUAGAGAUUUGUGGUUAAAUAAACUAAAGAUUAAACAAACUCGUAAAGUGCCAGUUACAUCAUCGACGUACUCUAAUAGAAGUUCGGGUUGGAGAGGAGGAACUCAUCCCAUGAGUAUUGAAUCAAAAACUUCCAAACCUAAAUCUCUCGAGCAAGAUGACUCCAGGUUCUCUUGA
Messenger RNA from Danaus chrysippus (African queen), 3732 nucleotides. The record is from the annotation of a GenBank genome assembly. Lineage: Eukaryota; Metazoa; Arthropoda; Insecta; Lepidoptera; Nymphalidae.